Funneliformis geosporum is the source of this 2943-nucleotide messenger RNA. NCBI's taxonomy places the organism in Eukaryota, Fungi, Glomeromycota, Glomeromycetes, Glomerales, Glomeraceae. The record is from the annotation of a GenBank genome assembly.
AUGACGUGGCGUGAAGGUUCAAAUAAGCGAUCUAUGACAUGGCGUGAAGGCUCAAGUAAAAGAUCGUCCUCUGUGAGUUCAAGGCGAGAUUCAGAUAGAAGUUCCUCCAGAAUAAGUCGUAGUGAAUGGGAUACCACACCUACAACUUCAACUUCAAGAUUUUCAAUAGGUGGCCUUACUCCUCGAAGAGAUUACAAACCAUCUAGGGAUUUUCCGACCCCACGCCUCGCUUCCUUUGAUUAUGAUGAAAUGGAAUAUAGAAAUCGUCACAAUCAAGAAGAAGAAGAAGUUAUCAGCGAAAAUCGUGAUAGGCUUGAAUGGGAAGAGGAGCAAAAGCAGUUGGAUCGAGAGUGGUAUAAUAUUGAAGAAUCAUCUGGAGCCCUUGAUGAGGAGCACAAUCCUUUUGCAGAUUAUACAGAUUUUGUACAGAAAAAGGAAGAAGAACUUGCACAAAAACAACUUAAAAAGCUGACUGCAAGGCAGGAACAGUAUAACAAAGAUAAUGAGCUAUGGGAAACGAAUCGAAUGCUUACGAGUGGUAUUGUGCAACGAAGGGAAAUAGAUUUGGAUUUUGAGGAUGACUCAGAGGCUCGAGUCCAUUUACUCGUUCAUGACCUAAAACCACCUUUUCUUGAUGGACGUAUGGUGUUCACAAAACAAUUGGAAGCUGUGCAAUCCGUCAAGGAUCCUACUUCAGAUAUGUCUGUUUUUUCUAGAAAGGGAAGCCAGCUCGUAAGAGAAAAAAGAGAACAAAUUGAACGUCAAAAGGCUGCAAAAAACGUUGUCGAGGUUGCAGGCACUGCGCUUGGUAAUAUUAUGGGAAUUAAGCCAAGUGAAGAAGUUUCAACAGAACAAAAAAGAAAUGAUAUGGUGGAAAAUCCAAAAGGAGAUUCACAAUUUGCUUCUCAUUUGAAAGCGUCAGAAGCAGUUAGUAUUUUUUCAAGGUCAAAAACACUUCGUGAACAGCGUGAGUUUUUGCCUGCAUUUGCUGUUCGAGAAGAAUUGUUAAGAAUUAUAAGGGAUAAUCAGGUUGUUGUGGUUGUUGGUGAGACAGGUUCUGGGAAAACUACACAACUUACUCAAUACCUUCAUGAAGACGGAUAUAGCAAGUAUGGUAUCAUAGGUUGUACGCAACCUCGUCGUGUUGCUGCUAUGUCUGUCGCUAAACGUGUUAGUGAAGAGAUGGAGGUAAUAUUUUUUCUCGGUUACGCCAUUCGUUUCGAAGAUUGUACUUCAGAAAGCACAGUAAUCAAAUACGGUGUUAUGCUUCGUGAGUCACUUAAAGAGUCUGAUCUUGACCAUUACAGUGCAAUUAUUAUGGACGAAGCUCACGAACGUUCCCUUCAGACUGAUGUUUUAAUGGGUUUACUAAGACAAGUCCUUUCUCGUAGAAGAGACAUUAAGUUGAUCGUCACUUCUGCAACUAUGAAUGCUGAAAAGUUUUCACAGUUUUUCGGAAAUUGCCCGACCUUCACAAUACCUGGUCGUACAUUCCCUGUGGAGUUGAUGUUCAGUAAGACUCCUUGCGAAGAUUAUGUUGAUAGUGCUGUUAAGCAAGUGUUGGCGAUCCACUUGGGACAUCCCGCAGGUGACAUAUUGGUAUUUAUGACUGGACAGGAAGAUAUUGAGAUUACGUGUCAAGUGAUUGAAGAACGUCUACAGCAAUUGGAUAAUCCGCCCUCAUUAGCAAUUUUGCCAAUUUAUUCACAGUUGCCUGCUGACCUGCAAGCCAGAAUUUUUGAAAAGACAGCUGACAAUGCUCGAAAAGUAAUCGUGGCAACUAAUAUUGCUGAGACUUCUCUAACUGUUGACGGUAUAAUGUAUGUCGUCGAUACAGGAUAUAAUAAGCUUAAAGUGUUUAAUCCAAAAAUUGGUAUGGAUUCCUUACAGAUUACUCCAAUCAGUCAGGCAAAUGCGAAUCAAAGAUCGGGUAGAGCCGGGCGUACCGGCGCAGGAACUUGUUUCCGUCUCUACACAGAACAAGCCUAUCAUCACGAAAUGUUUAUGAAUACAAUACCUGAAAUUCAGCGUACAAACCUUGCAAAUGUAGUGCUUUUACUUAAAUCCUUGGGAGUAAAGAAUUUAUUGGAUUUUGAUUUCAUGGAUCCUCCACCUCAGGAUAACAUAUUGAAUUCAAUGUAUCAAUUGUGGAUUCUGGGUGCUUUGGAUAAUACCGGAGAGUUAACGUCUCUUGGUCGAAGGAUGGUUGAGUUUCCAUUAGAUCCUUCAUUAUCUAAAAUGUUAAUUAUGUCCGAGGAAUUAGGAUGUACGGCAGAAAUAUUGACAAUAGUGUCUAUGCUUUCGGUUCCGUCAGUAUUUUACCGGCCGAAAGAGAGAGUGGAACAGAGUGAUGCGGCUAGAGAAAAAUUUUUCGUACCUGAAAGUGACCAUUUAACACUUUUACAUGUUUAUACACAAUGGAAAUCUCAUGGUUUUCGGGAUGAAUGGUGUAUAAAACAUUUUAUUCAUUCUAAAGCUAUGAGAAAAGCUCAAGAAGUGAGAUCGCAAUUAAUGGAUAUUAUGAAAGCAGAGAAGAUGGAAAUAGUCUCUUGUGGCACUGAUUGGGAUGUAGUGCGGAAAUGUAUUUGUUCUGCAUACUUUCAUCAAGCUGCAAGAGUAAAGGGAAUUGGAGAAUAUGUAAAUUGUCGUACUGGCAUGCCUUGCCACCUUCACCCAACAAGUGCAUUAUACGGACUUGGGUAUACUCCUGAUUAUAUUGUUUAUCACGAAUUAGUAAUGACAUCUAAAGAAUAUAUGCAGUGUGUUACUGCUGUAGAUCCAUAUUGGUUAGCCGAAAUGGGACCCAUGUUUUAUUCAAAAGAGGAAGAGGUAGAAAAAGAACUGCAACGUAAAGCGACUUCAACACCUAAACGUUCUAGAAUUAUUCUACCCGGAAAGAGAGAACCUGGAACACCUUCAAAAAGAAGAGGAUUUGGACUUUAA